Trichomycterus rosablanca is the source of this 2858-nucleotide messenger RNA. RefSeq names its product carbohydrate sulfotransferase 11 (gene chst13). NCBI's taxonomy places the organism in Eukaryota, Metazoa, Chordata, Actinopteri, Siluriformes, Trichomycteridae. The transcript is spliced from 3 exons. Gene Ontology annotation, cellular component: membrane. The record is from RefSeq and is a predicted model, not a curated record. The annotation marks the transcript as partial. Gene Ontology annotation, biological process: proteoglycan biosynthetic process; carbohydrate biosynthetic process. Gene Ontology annotation, molecular function: sulfotransferase activity.
UUCAGAAUCGAAACCGCGUUUGGUGUAGAUGCCGCAGACUUUUCUCUCGCUGUGGGUCGGUUCACAGAUGGACACCGGACUUCUGCGAGCCCCCAGCUGGAGAUCUUUAAACCCGGUGAUCGAGCAACCCAGUGGUGGUGGUGGUGCCGGGGUUCCGGUUCGAACCCUGGCACACUGAGGAAGAGGACGAUGAGGAUGAUGAGGCUCAGGAUGGGUCGGAUGCUCUUGGCCACAUGUGCCGGAUCUUUUUUUAUUCUUAUUUUAUACUUUCAGAGCAGCUCCAGAUCUGGGACUGAGCAGCUUUUUGGAAGGACCAGGUUGCCCGGAAAAUCGAGGAGGAACACCCUGCAGGCCCUGUACGACGGAGAUCAGUGGAAUUACUCUGCAGUGAAGGCGACGCUUCAGGCUCGGCAGUUGUUUUUAAAGAAGGCGUGCAGCACCCACACCCGCAAACGCCGCGUCCUGAGCCGAGAGGACCUGCGCCACCUGCUGGUGGACGACCGCCACGGCCUGCUCUACUGCUACGUCCCCAAAGUGGCCUGCACCAACUGGAAGCGCGUGCUGAUGGUCAUGACGGGCGACGGUCACUACCGCGAUCCGCUGGAGAUCCCGGCCAACGAGGCGCACGCCCCGGGCCGUCUCCGCUCCCUCUCCGAAUACACGACGGGCGAGAUCAACCGCCGGCUGCGCACGUACCUGAAGUUCAUGUUCGUCCGGGACCCGUUCGAGCGGCUCAUCUCGGCGUACCGGAACAAGUUCACGCGCAGCUACAACACGGCCUUCCACAAGCGCUACGGCACCAAGAUAGUGCGCCGGCACCGCGCCCACCCCAGCCCGGAGGCGCUGGAGCAGGGCGGCGACGUCUCCUUCGAGGAGUUCGUGUACUACCUGGUGGACCCGCGGACGCAGCGCGAGGAGCCGUUCAACGAGCACUGGGAGCGGGCGCACGCGCUGUGCCACCCGUGCCUCAUCCAGUACGACGUGGUGGGGAAGUACGAGAGCCUGGCGCAGGACUCGCGCUACGUGCUGAAGCUAGCCGGCGCCGAUCGGGAGGUCAAGUUCCCGACCUUUUCCAAAAGCACCAGGACUACGGAGAGCAUGGCGGCCAAGUACUUCGACAACAUCAGUCCGUUUUAUCAGAGGAAGCUGUACAACGUUUACCGCAUGGACUUCCUGCUCUUCAACUACUCCACACCCGCCUACUUGAACUUACAGUCAGACUGAAGGUUAAACAUGUUUGUGGUUUUUAAUUUUUGCUGAACUGGCAGGUUGUGAGUUUGCUGCUGAGGCUCCGGAAUAGCCUGUAAUACACACGGGGGCGCCGACGUACCCCUGGUAGAAUCGUCAGCCAGCUCGAUGGCUCCGGCUGUCCGCCCUGUAGUGGGUCUGUCUGAAAACCUAGUGAGCUGCCUCGCUGCCUACUCCCUACCUGGUCAGCUGCCUCAGUAGAGAGGAUUCUAAUAAGACAUCGAACUCAUAAGGCAGAUUAUUUGGACGCUCUACUUGGACGUCAUUGCAGUUUUAGCUUACUAAGCUAACGUCUCCCUCCGUGUCCCGAAAACGAAUUUACAAAUGAACGACACUUGUAUAAUUGCAGAAAUUAAACAUCAACGAGAAUUGAUUUACAUGUGAAAAGAACUCCGUUAGUUGCUCCUCAUUAUAUUCGUCCGCCACGUUUGUAGAAAAGCCAUGCCGCACUGAAUGCUGGGAUUGCCCCCAGCGCUGAGGAGGCAUCGGACGCUCCCUCGUCAUUCAGUCAGAUCAUCACUCAGAAUUAAGGCGCCUCAGUAGGACCAUUUUAAGGGAGCUAAGAAUUUAGACACGCCCUCUUCUUGGGAGUGUAGGAUGAUGGGAAAUGAGUCUGUGUAGAGACUCGCUAGGUUUUUAGACAGAGCCAACGUCUCAGAAACAGAAGCUGAACGUCUGUGUGCUUCAAAGUACUUCGUUUCCAUGUUUCCCUCCAGUGGGAAAAUACUUUACAGUCAGCACAGAGCACGAUUGGCUGUGUGUCUGUAAGGGGCGGGACAACAGCUGAACAGAGUUCCUCAUAACUGCUGCGGUUAUGACUUUUGCUGGCUCUGAUGGCGCCUGCACAGAGACGGGGGAUGAUGGAGAUCAGUGCGUGGCUCUCCGUGCACGAUACGGAUCUCCACCCGCCUUGUGCAGGUGAAAAGAUGCGCUCAAUACUGCACACGUGUCGAGGGGAGGGGGUGCGUAACGGUUUCAGUGAUUGGAUAUGACUAGAUUGGGAGGGAGAUGCCAAAAAGUAAAGAGGCCGGGUGGCGACUGUUAAAGAAAGCGUCCACCUGUCGAUUCCUGAUCCUGCAGCUGAGGAAAUAAAAAUCUAAACGCUAAUGCUAACUCUGAAGCAGCGGUUCGGCGUUCAGAAUUUCGCUUUGUUUUUUAUGAGGUUUGAUGUCCAACAGGUUUAAAUUAGAAGUAAAUGCACUAAAAUGCGUUAAGCUUUGUUCCAUUUUAAUGGCUAAUGAAUGAAAUACAUUUAUUUUAAUUAAGCUCAUCAUUUUAAAUUCGAACGCCGGAAGUGAAACGUCUGACUAACUCGGUACACGGAGGAGACCGCACAUACAGAUUCAUCUCUAAGGACCGAUGACCGCUGGUCGAGGAAGCCUUCCCUUCCCAUAAUCCCUCAGAACUCUUACGUACGUUUAAAGUGAAGCGGGAUUCUUCACUAGCCGUCAGACGCACCCACACACGAGCAGGUUUUAUAUUUAUGCUUUUAAUUUGAAAAGUAUUUAUUAUAAACUGUUGUUAUUGUUAUUGUACGUUGAUCUGAAAUCUGAGGUUUGACCCCCAACUGUGAAUCUUAAUUUCAUAAAAAAAGGACUUGAGUGAUUCUA